AUGCUGACUACCGUUUUAUGUCCACGAUGUGUACGGUGUAUUAAUCAUUUUCCGAUUUCUAUUUUGCAAAUUCGUUCUGUUUCAACAGCAAACGAGACUUCACAAUCAUCAUUAGAGGACGAUAACGAUACAAAUAGAAAUAUCUCACGUUUACCAGAUGAUGUUUAUCGGCAAUUUAAAGGUAAGAAUAUCAACAAAAAAGUGUUACUUGUACAUCUACCUAUUUAUAGGAUAGGUUUACCACCUAUUGAUGUCAGAGAACAAUAUCAUACUCGAACAAAAUUACGGACACUCUGGGGUAAAUAUGGUCGAAAAACCGGUAUAGAUCCAAAACUUUGUUGGCCAACCCAAGAUGAAAUGGAUGAGACCAUUGAUGACGAACGUGUAUACAAUAUGGAAUUGAGUGAAAAAUUAAAAAUAGUCCAAGAACGACGCGAAGCCAAACAAAAAGAAUUCGAUCAAAUUCAAGCUAAAGUCGAAAAAAAUCUCAAAACUAUGCCAAAGAUGAUAGAUGAUUAUCGUAAACGUAAAAGUGAACGUGAACGUGCACAAAACGCUGAAAUUAAAGUUAAAAGUGAUUUAGCUGAACAAGCUCGUGAUUUCUAUGGAUUUUCAGUGGAUCCAGAUGACGAACGUAUGCAGUUUAUGUUAUUACAAUUAGAAGAAGCACAAAAAGCGGAAGAUAAGAAAGCACGUAAAGCAGCUAAGAAAUUAGAAGCACAUCAACAAUUACAAAAAUUAAUGGGUAUGGGAUCAACAGCAGAGAGUACAAACGAAGCUGAUGCCGCAGCACCAGUAAACGUUGACCCUCUAGCAGCAAUACCCGAAGCAAAAGAGAAAGAAACCGAUAUGAAACUAUUUGCUAAACUUGUUUCUGAACGUAGUAAAUUAGCGAAAGCAGCAUCGAAAAUAGCUGAAGAACAAGCAGCUGUUCAGUUGAAAGGACAAAAGAAAAAAUGA
Molecule: messenger RNA, 960 nt
Organism: Rotaria socialis
Lineage: Eukaryota; Metazoa; Rotifera; Eurotatoria; Philodinida; Philodinidae
Source: the annotation of a GenBank genome assembly